AUGCCUAUUCUUUUGCAGCUUGCAGUUUGGGUCUUUGCCCUUCUGCUGGCAUCCACAAAUGCUGCCGAGCCCUACAAGCUCAUGCCGCCUCCGCUCGACACUCCUUGGACAGACAAGGUUGGAACGAAUCCCUGGCCGCAGUACCCUCGCCCUCAACUUCGCCGCGAUGGCUGGAAAUCGCUGAACGGAAUCUGGACCUACCAAGCAGCAACCGAUCCUGAUGACACUGCUGUCAAACCGACGCUCCCCUUGAGACAGGAAGUGCUGAUUCCGUCGUGCAUCGAGAGCGGAAUUUCCGGCAUCAUGACGACGGGCGUGACCCACAUGUGGUUUGGAACCAACUUCACCGUGCCCGAAGCAUCCUCUCAAGGUGACCGUGUCAUGCUCAAUUUCGAAGCUGUUGACUACGAGGCCACUGUGUACGUCAACGGAGCAGAGGCCGGUUUUCACCGUGGAGGCUAUUCACGCUUUAGUUUUGAUGUGACCCAGCAUCUCAAGCCUUAUGGGGAUAAUGAGCUGCUCGUCUUCGUCUUUGACCCUACCGAUGAUCAGAGUAUUCCCCAAGGAAAGCAGAGCAAGCGGCCCCAUCACAUUUUCUACACUCCCUGCAGCGGCAUCUGGCAAACCGUCUGGCUUGAGCAUGUUCCCGAAAACUCCAUUACCAAGUUAGAUGUUGCCGCUGGUAUGGACGGGAAGGUUGACGUUACUGUCCACGGCUCCAAGAAUGAGAGCACACCAGUUGAGAUCUCUGUACACGACCUGGACGGCGGUGUACUUCACACCCAACAAGCCAUGUCUAACGAGCCCUUUACGUUUACCGUCCAGUCACCGAAGCUGUGGAGCCCGGACUCGCCCACCCUGUACAACAUCACGGUCAAAAUGGGCUCUGACGAGGUCAGUAGCUACACUGGUUUCCGGACCGUCUCGACCGGCAUGGUGAACGGCACCCUACGGCAGCUGCUGAACGGCGAGUUUGUGUUUUGGUUCGGCCCGCUUGACCAAGGAUACUGGCCCGACGGUCUUCACUUGCCUCCGACGCUGGAAGCAAUGGUCUCGGACCUUGAGCUCAUCAAAGAUCUUGGCAUGAAUCUGGUCCGCAAACAUAUCAAGAUUGAGCCAGACCUCUUCUACGAGGCCUGCGAUCGGCUGGGUCUUAUGGUUAUGCAAGACAUGCCCUCGAUGCGCGUGUACCCAGAGCGCCGGCCCACUGAUGACGAGCAGGUUGAGUGGGAGAGGCAGCUGGACAUAAUGGUUGAAGAACACAAGAGCUAUCCAAGUAUCGUCUCGUGGGUCAUCUACAAUGAGGGCUGGGGCCAAAUCACCGACUACCACCCGGAGUUCGCCAUCACCGAGAGAGUCCGCCGAAUGGAUCCGACCCGGCUGAUCAAUGCCAACUCGGGUUGGAGAGAUCACGGAGCCGGCGACUUCUCAGACAACCAUCACUAUGCUGACCCUCAAUGCGGCGCUCCCUAUUAUUCUCUGCCUAGCUCUCCAUACGACCCGAAUCGCAUCGGUUUUCAGGGCGAGUUUGGCGGGCUCGGGUCCCGACCGGCAGAUGAAAACCUUUGGCCAAUCGAAACGGCUCUCAGAACCAUCAACGAGACGUACGAGAUGCAUGCCACUCCUGACUCGUUCCACUACCGCGCUCGCACACUUCUGCGCCUUCUCCGAGAACAGGUUGAGAUGUAUGGCUGCAGCGGUGCCAUCUAUACCCAGACUUCUGACGUCGAGGCCGAGGUGAACGGGCUGGUCACAUAUGAUCGGCGUGUAGUCCGCAUUAACGCGGCACAGUGGCAGGAGGAUAUCAAGGCUUUGUAUGAUGCCGCCAAGGCCAGAGUGUAA
This is a messenger RNA of Canariomyces notabilis, 1842 nucleotides long. Its product is annotated as glycoside hydrolase family 2 protein. The transcript has 6 exons. Gene Ontology annotation, biological process: carbohydrate metabolic process. Bases 1 to 1842 code for a protein of 613 amino acids. Gene Ontology annotation, molecular function: hydrolase activity, hydrolyzing O-glycosyl compounds. NCBI's taxonomy places the organism in Eukaryota, Fungi, Ascomycota, Sordariomycetes, Sordariales, Chaetomiaceae. The record is from RefSeq and is a predicted model, not a curated record.